CAAACUGGUAGAGCAAAAACACGAAUAAUAUAAAACAGCAAUUAAUUAUAAUUAUUGAUGUGUUUUAAACAAAAUAAUUCCAUUGCCCGGUUGUUUUUGCAAUACUUCACAGUCGACUUUAAAAAAAAAAACCGAACCAUAAAUGUGUAUACAUAAGAUCUCGAUAAAACCUUCGCGGCAUCACCAGAAUGGCAAAAAUCAUUUGGCGGCUCUUGUGGUUCUACACUUUCAUACAAGUGGUGUAUAAUGACGAAUCUAAACAGGGAGAGCAAAAGUUUGAACUGGCCGAGGAGCAGGACAGUCGUCCCUUGGUCAUCGCCACUUUAGAUGGCACUUUGACAUCAUUGGAUAAACAUUCUGGAAAAAUCCAGUGGAAGAUUAAAGAUCAUCCAAUUGUUCAAGUCCCCUUAGACACAUCAGAGGCUUUAAUACCAAUUUUCCUGCCCGAUCCUAGAGAUGGCUCCUUGUACCUUAUGGGGAACAGCAGAGAGCCCCUUAAAAAACUGCCUUUUACCAUUCCACAGCUCGUGCAUUCUUCUCCGUGUAGAAGCUCGGAUGGAAUUCUUUAUACAGGCAAAAAAAAAGACACCUGGUACAAACUGGACCCCCUGACUGGCAAUAAGGAGCAAAUAAUCGGAUGGGGCGACAACAGCCCCACUUGCCCCAUAGAGGUGAAUAAUUUCGUUUAUAUCGGACGUACCAAGUAUAACAUUAUGAUGGUGGACACCGGUAUGCACAAUAAAAAGUGGAACGUUACUUUUUAUGAUUACACUGCUGCCGAUAUGUCUGGAGUCGAAUUAAGUAAUUACGAUUUGGUCCAUUUUGCAUCCACAUCAACUGGCACGGUACUAACCCUGGACCGCAGAAAAGGUAAUUUGCUAUGGCAAGCGGACUUGGGCAGUACCGUGGUGGCCAUGUACCUACUCUCCCUCGAGGGACUGGUUAAAGUACCUUUUACCAGCUUGUCCAACCACACCAUCAAUUAUUUGGCCACAGAGAUCGACUUACAUAAAGGCCUCAUGGAUAAUCCCAACCACAUGAAGUUGUAUCCAACUUUAUACAUCGGUGAACACCACCAUGGCCUCUACGCAAUCCCCUCGUUAGUGGACCAAAAUGUAGUGACCAUAACCGCCUCCGACGAGGGCCCCUUACUAUUAGGGGGGCCCCACGCCCACGACCCCCCAAAGUUAUAUCCCGAGUACCCCCUUCCGGGGCACAACUACAAAUUGCCCCAGAACGUGCUGCCCGAGGACACAUUUCAAAGUUUAUCGGGUUUCAAUGGCCAUCUGGUGAUUUAUACGGGGCAUUACAACGUGCCGAAUUUCACCGAUUCGGACUUCGUGGGGCCCAAUAGGCCCGUGAGACAGGUAAAAUUACUCACCGAUGCCAGUAAUCCUUCGGUGGGCACUCAAACAACGGACCUAGAGGCCGAAACUGGCGAACUGGAAAACGAAACUAAACCGAUAUUCAUAAAAAAAGAGAAAAUUCCGGAUCGUUUGAGGGUGGAAAAUUGGUUUUCCCGGAAUUACGGGGACCUGAAAAGUUGGAUAAACCAGCAAGAGAACAAGGGGAUGAAGUUAACGUUAAUCGUGAUGACCGGUCUGGUGUUUAGUAUGUUUUGGUACCUACAGAUGCAAGUUAGGGAAAUGCAACAGUCCCAGAACGGUUCUAGGGGGAGCCAUCAGAGCUCUUAUGGCAGGAACAGUCAGGUUACAGCCCUUACCGAAGAGCUGCCUGGGGGACUGGUGAAAGUUGGAAAAAUCAUUUUUCAUCCCGAACAGUUGCUGGGAAAAGGGUGUGAAGGGACUUUUGUUUAUAGGGGCGAAUUCGAUAAUCGCAGGGUCGCAGUAAAACGUCUUUUGCCCGAAUGUUUCACUUUCGCCGACCGCGAGGUCGCGCUCCUGAGAGAGAGCGACGCCCAUCCAAACGUAAUAAGGUACUACUGCAUGGAACAAGACAGAAUGUUCCGGUAUAUAGCGUUGGAACUGUGCCAAGCCACCUUGACCGAAUACAUGCAGGGCCAGUGCGACACCACCGCCAUGACGAUCAAACCGUUGGACAUUUUGAGGCAGGCCACGGCCGGUUUGGCCCAUUUGCAUUCCUUGGAUAUCGUGCACAGGGACAUAAAGCCGCAUAACGUCCUAAUCUCGGUGCCGAACGGCAGGGGCGAAGUCAAAGUGAUGAUCUCGGACUUUGGGCUGUGUAAAAAGUUACAGUUCGGCCGGGAUUCGUUCUCUCGUAGGUCCGGGGUGACCGGGACCGACGGCUGGAUCGCACCGGAAAUGUUAACCGGAACCGGCAGAACGACUGCCGCAGUGGAUCUCUUCUCGCUCGGCUGUCUGUUCUACUACGUGUUAUCGCGCGGCGGUCAUCCCUUUGGCGACGUGCUCAGACGCCAAGCGAACAUUCUGAUGGGCGAGUACAAUUUAGCGGACCUGGAGGGCCCCGACUGGGAGAAAGAGCUCCAGCGGCCCCUCAUCGAGGCCCUGCUGUCCUCCAGCGCGGACCGUAGACCCUCCUGCGGCGCCGUCCUCACCCAUCCGAUGUUCUGGAGCUGUCAGAAAGUUUUGGGAUUCUUUCAGGAUGUGAGCGAUAGAGUGGAAAAAGCGGAAUCGGGAGAUCCGGUGCUGCAGUCUCUGGAGCGUCACGGGAGUCCCGUGGUGAAGUACGACUGGCGCGUGCACAUCCACGAGGAAGUGGCCAAAGAUUUGAGGAAAUACCGCACGUACAGGGGGGACAGCGUGCGGGAUCUUCUUAGGGCCCUCAGGAAUAAGAAACACCAUUUCCGGGAAUUGACCAGGGAAGCCCAAGAGUCCCUCGGGGAAAUCCCGGAUGCUUUUACGAAUUAUUGGACCAGCCGGUUCCCUUUGCUGUUGGCGCACGCCUACGUCGCCAUGCAAUGCGUCGCUCACGAGAACACGUUUCACAUUUAUUACCACGAGUCCUUCAGAUACCCGACGAGCAACUUCAAAACGCAAGUGGACAACUACAUCGAGAGGAACCCGAUCGUCUCGUCGCGCCCGGACACCAACCUGGACCACUUCGAGCGUAAAAAGUCGUCACAGGACAGUCCGAGGCGACGGUUUCAAAGGCCGGAACUCCUACGGGAAACGGGCGGUUUGUACCGGAACUUGAGCCCAAAGUCGGUGGACGUAAGUGAGGUGACGCUUAGUUUUAAUGACAGUGUUAAAGUAGUGAGGGAGCCCGCACCCUUGAAAAUGCGUAAAAAAAAGAAGAGAGCUAUUGAGGAACCUCUGGUGUGGGCCGUAAGGGAUUGAGGAGUCAAGUAGAGAUGUUGUUUUUCGUUACUGUUGAAUGCUCGUUACUCGGCUGUUUGGUAUUUAUUAAUACACAGUUUUCCUGAUUGAUAUGGAUAUAAUUUGACUGGUUUACGUUCAAUCAUUUGCUUAAUUCUGACUGAUAACAUUGAGUAAUGCUUACGCCAUUAAGAAGUUAAAGCGACCGAUUGCGGUUCAGCGGUCGGAGCUGGAUUAUCGAUCGCGGUUUAAUAGGUAGAGUUCGUUCCUUGAACGUGAAGUAUUUUUCCACAACAUCCCUCCAGCCUUGAAACGAUCCAAUCUUACAAACCGCCUACAGUGUAACCUAACGAAUAUACCGUGUAAUUUAAUAUUUAAAAACGGAUAAACAAGUGAACAAGAUAUUACUUGAUGAUUAUCACUAUUUAGAAAUAACUCUCUUUUAUAUUCCCUGUUCUAAAGAAAAUUUGCUACGAGAUGCAUUUAAUAUCCCAAUUUUAACAAAAAGUGGAGUUAGCGGGUUUCUAGACCCUUCAUAUCGUGCGUGCGGAAGAAGACUGUUACAUCUCAAAAUGUGUAACUGUUCAGGAGAGCUACUUAAAGAUUAUUAUUUUAGAAAUGUUUUUUUAUCAUUAAAUGUACUUUAUAGUUAAUCACAAAAAUUAUGUUAAAGUACGGCAUUUAGACGUUACAUUAAGAUGUUAGGAUACAUUAUUAUUUAGUUUUUUUAUUUUGGUAAAAACAGGAAUAUGUAACUCUCUUGAAUAUUUUUUUGUUGUUUUUAAUGUUGUUUUUUAACUGUUUUUUUUUAAAGAAUAUACAAUUAAAACUUUCUUUUAUAGUUAAAUAUUUAACAGAUAACAAUCAAACGGUAAAUAUACGGAUCAUUUAAAACAUCAAAAUAUCCCCAAAAAUGCUUAUGUAACUCUCUUUUACAGAAAAUAUACACAAAGGUAAGUUUUGUAACAGUUUAUUAUCUAGUAAAAAAAUAAACAAAUACAAUAUCAAAGCUAAAUUAAAACAUUAAAAAAUUCUUAAGUCACUUUAAAACAUAACUUUGGCUUAGUAUUAAAUACUUCCAACCUAAAUAUAAACAUAGAAUCUAAAAAAAAAUCGAAUUGCCGCUUAACAAUUAACUCAAAGUUAAGCAAACACUAACCUAGGUAGAUUUUAUGUUUAAAAAAAUCUAGAGAUAACUUAACAGAACAUAAAAAUUUAAAAAGAAACAUAAAAGUCAAAAAGGAUUCUGUUUAUACCUUAGCUAUACAGCUUCUACAAGUUUUGAAAAAAAUCCAAAUAGUACAUUGGCACACACUUUUUUUUCUCAAUUAGGUCUAAUAAUCCUUUUUUCUUGGCAUCAGAAAUUCCUGGUUUUUUAGAAUAAGCGUUUUGCAGUUCAAUGUUAUCAAAAUUUAUGAUUUUCCUUUCACUUAUUAUUUCACUUUCCGUAUAAUUUUCAUUGUAGCUGUAUUUAAAAAAUAAAUUGUUUGGUUUAUUUUUUUCUACCCGUAUUACUUUUAAAUCAUUAAACCUAACAUUUCGGGGAUUUACAAACAGAUCGGCUGAAAGUUUUUUUAUAUCAAGCAUGUCCUUAAAACAAAGUUCAUUAACCUUAUAAGAUUUUUUCGUUUUUUUAGCAUUUCUUAUUAUACUUAUGUAUUGUUCGGGUACGUAAAUUGGGUUGGCUUUUUUAAAUUUUGUAAUUUCUGACUCAAUUCUAGCAUGAACGCUAUCACCUUCACUUUGACUGUGUCCCUUAAUUAAAAAUUUAUGUGUUAUGGAAUUAACAUUUAAUUUAUUUACUGCAAAGAUGUAAAGAGCUAAAAUAAAUUUGUUUUUAUUUUGUCCCGGACAAUUAUCCGAGUAAAAUAUUACAUCUAGAUUUUCUGAGUGUUCUUGAGUUAAGCCUUCUAAAUAUUUCAAAAUGCAAGUCCCAAUAUCAUUGGCUCCUCUUAAGCAUUGGCCUUCAUGCCAUACAUAACAAGUACCUUCGGUUUCUUUUAUGUCAAAAAUGGUCAAAUUGAAUACAUUUAGUUUAGAAACAUAGUAAAAAGAAUUUGCUUGUCCCGUUGGACAUGGUAAAACUUUUUGGAGAUCGUACACUAACACUUUUACAUUACUGUCCAUAUUCUGCUUAUCUGUCUCCUUCUCUAAUCUGCUUAGCUCUUUCUCUUGUAUAUGCCGAUUAUACUUUUCUUCUAAUUUCUUCCUUUCUUCAUCUGUUGCAUUUUGAUAUUCAAUACAGAGCUCGCACUGAUCUUUUUUUGGCAAAUGGAAUGCAAUAUUAUAUUCUUCAUUAAAUAUUUUGCUAUAAAGCUGGUAGUUUCCAAAAUCUUGAUUUUUUUUUUGCUCAGACUUACAUAGUCCCUGUGAAUAUCCAUUAAACUUUUUCCACCUUCUAUAUACUCUUUGGUUGUUCUGCUUCGACAGUAAUGACUGUCAAUUCUAGGUAUUGAAUUAAUAUGGUUUCUUAUUUGGGUUUUAAUUUCAUCGCUUAUCUUUUUAUGAUUUUGGUGCCUCCCCCUUUUGUCUGUCUUAAUCACUGUCCCACUUUCGCAGCUUUUUUGUUUUUUUAGUACCGUCUGAAUUGUUCUGUUGUUUAUGGCUAACGUUGCCAUAAAAAAUUUUUUACAAACACGUACCUUUGUGCUUGAUAUUAUAAAAUGGAAUGCAUUAUUCGGGUUUCUAGGCUGUUCAGUAUUGCUAUACUUAUAUUUUGGAUUUAUUGACGUCAUGUUAGAUGAAAUGUAUUCUCGUUGCUUAUUAAUAUCUCCGAGACUAUAAUAUUCAUUAAAAAUAUGUAAUCGUUGUUCCUCCAAAAUUUUAAUAUAGCAUUUCAAACGACAUUUCUCAUUGCAAGGUAACUGAAUGGAUUUUUGCGGAUGUUCUCUUUGCAUUUUAAUUUUUGUUCCAUCUUCGUUUUUUUUUAUUUGUGUGGAAAAGUAAGCUUUUCCUGUAUUCCUUAAUAUUUUUGUUUGAUUUUUUUUCCAUAAUAAUACAUUUUUCUUUUUCCUUUUGCCCAUUUGUUUUAUUUCAGUCUCAUUUAUAAGUUUUCGUUUUUUUGGUUGAUGGAUAUUCUCUUCUUCCGAUGUAUCAGAAUUAUUUGGCGAGUUUCUAUUCUCGUAUAAUGGAUCCUUUACACUAUCAUCUGAUCCAAAUGGAUCAUGUUCCAUCAGAUUCUGAUGAAGAUGAUGAGUCAGAUGAAUUCGAUGAUGAACUACUUGAAGAGGUUGACGAGCGUCGCACUGAGGUUCCUAAAAGAAAUAAUUAAAACCAAAAUAUUUAAUCUUACUUUUUUUACCUAGGAAAAACGUAUUAGUUUUGAUUUUGAGUGCCAACAUCACUACUAUCCUGGUUCUGAAUUUCUUUAAAAUGAAAAUCUAUAUUUUCUAAGAAUUUGGAAAUAGUAAAAUUUAGUUUUAUAGUUAUUAAGUAUUUGCAUAUUCUAUACCUUCAAAAUCAGUUGCUGUGAUUGGAUCUUCUUCUGAAAUAUUUGAUAUGAUUGUUUUAUCUUGAUAAACACACGAUGAUAAACUGCUCGUAGAUGGUAUUGAUAAGCAGGAAAGUAAAGAUUCUAGAAGAUAAAUUAAAUAGAAACACCUAUAUAGUCUAAAUUAAUUUUUUUUUUACCUUGCAAGGGAGCAGAUUUUUGAAAAGAGCCGAACUGCUGACCCUGUUUAUAGAUUUGUGAUGUUUCUUCAGAUUGACAGUUUGCUUUUUCUUAAAAAUAGAAAUUUAUCUAAUUAAGCUUUACGGCUAUUGCCUAUUUACUAUUCUACCUUCGAAGUCCGCCGAUAUGAGCUGAUUUUCUUUUGAAGUAUUUGUUGUAAGUAUUUCAUCUUCUUGAAUAUUUGUUACCAUUUUUAAAAUGCGCAAGCUUCGAUUUUCAUACGUUCCAGUCAUUUUAAUCUGCAAACAAAUUACAACAUAAAUUAUUUUUAUAGGGGUAAACAAAAACGUGAAAAACAGUAUUCAAACAGCACGAAUACGUGCUAAAAAGAUGUAUACUACAACUGUAUACUAUACACUGCAAGGACGUAUUAUUAUCGAACGUAUUUAAUUAAGAUUUGCUUAAGCUGAUCGCAAUGUUACGUCAUAGCAAACACUAAGGAUGUGACGUAACUGUUUCAACGAUCCAAUUAAAUAAUAUACCUUACUUAUAAACAUGCAGUAUAUUUUCUUAAUUGAGGCAAAGGGUUUUGCGUAAAAGAAUUUAAACUCAUUUGAUGGAUUAACAAAGACAAAAAACUUCGAAACCACCUAAAGAUAUACAUAACAACGGCGUAAGCUGUUAUGUUUGAGUAGCAGAAAUAAGUAAAAUCUUGUAAAAAAAGUAGCAAUUGAAAAAUUAUCCCUUUUAUUUCACCUUGUAUGUUAUUUUGGCUAUUCACCAUUUUUCAAUUGAAACAAAUUUAAAUUUUGAUACGUUAAACCCUAUGUUGCGUAUUAAAACAACUUACUGUAUACACGGAAUUAAGACAAAAUAUCUUAAGAAAAACGUUACAUUUUGGAAUAAAACAAAAUUAAAUUAACAUGGCUAGUCAAAGACAUUACAAGUCAAAAUGUUUCUUUUUUUCUUAUAACUUAUCAACACUAUUUAAUAUUUUUUAAUGCCAAAAAGUUAUAUUUCAAAAUGUAACCCUCUUUUAGAUAAAAUUAAUAUAAUUUUUACUUACCAAAAAACACAAACACUCUUUAACAGGAAAAACACUUAACAAUUUGCACCAAAUAGAAAUGUUACAGUUUUGCUCAAAGCGGACCGUCCUUUCCCGUUGAGAGCUAGUGUUAAACUGAACUGCAACGGUUUUGUUGAGCAGCGCAAUGUUUUUUUUUAAAUAUGCCGGUGUGACAUCUCACCAUCUCUUGAGAAGUAGUUGAACUAAACAUGUAACACUAUUCUAGAUUAAAGAAAAUUAAUUUUUAGGUCGUAUUUUGCAGAAAUCUUAAAAAGUGCAAAUUUUGAGUUGUAACAGUCUUCUUCCGCACGCACGAUAUAUAAUAAUAAUUUAAUUUUCGGAUCGAUAUUCGUUACUAACCGAACUGCUGAGUAACGAGUAGUUACCUUAUCACCAUCUCUAGUGUUAAUUUCUUCUUUACUGUCUGAUUGCAAUUUAAUGUUAUUUCAAGACACAUAGGUAAUAUGUGUCUUACUAGACAACUGACUCGUUUAUUUAUUUAUUUCGUUGUCUGUUAAUUAAAGGCAACAGUAAAUAAAUGCCGUGUCGCCCCAAAAAACAUUCCGAGUUUAUUUAGUCAUAAAAUGUCUUUUUAUAGUAUGUAGUUUUGAGACUUUUUUACUGUGAUAUGUGCCUUAAAACUUAUAUAUUAAUAUAGUUUAGCACUUAAUAAUAGCGGACUUAAGGACUUUAAGAUUAGUCUUAGGAUAAGAAAGAAUUUAUUAUUUUAUUUAUAAAUUAUACGAUAAGAUUAUAAGCAAA
Messenger RNA from Anthonomus grandis grandis, 8695 nucleotides. Its product is annotated as serine/threonine-protein kinase/endoribonuclease IRE1-like. Bases 189 to 3278 code for a protein of 1029 amino acids. Gene Ontology annotation, cellular component: IRE1-TRAF2-ASK1 complex. The record is from RefSeq and is a predicted model, not a curated record. Lineage: Eukaryota; Metazoa; Arthropoda; Insecta; Coleoptera; Curculionidae. The transcript is spliced from 15 exons. Gene Ontology annotation, biological process: mRNA processing; protein phosphorylation; intrinsic apoptotic signaling pathway in response to endoplasmic reticulum stress. Gene Ontology annotation, molecular function: ATP binding; RNA endonuclease activity; protein serine/threonine kinase activity.